AGGCCAUUUCAAUCGAAUAUCUCAUGGUCUGCAAGGAGUUUCUACAGUGCCACUGAGAACUUAUGCAGAUCCACCAAUUGAUGCUGAUGUAACAGUGAUAGGUUCUGGUCCUGGAGGAUAUGUUGCUGCUAUCAAAGCUGCCCAGUUAGGCUUCAAGGCAGUCUGUGUUGAGAAAAAUGAAACACUCGGUGGAACAUGCUUGAACGUUGGUUGUAUUCCUUCUAAGGCUUUAUUGAAUAACUGUCAUUAUUACCAUAUGGCCCAUGGAAAAGAUGCUGCAUCUAGAGGAAUUGAAAUGUCUGAAGUUCAUUUGAAUUUAGAGAAGAUGAUGGAGCAGAAGAGUAAUGUAGUAAAAGCUUUAAUGGGUGGAACUGCCCACUUAUUCAAACAGAAUAAGGUUGCUCAUGUAAAUGGAUAUCGAAAGAUAACUGGGAAAAAUCAGGUCACCUCUACGAAAGCUGAUGGCAGCACUCAAGUUAUUGAUACAAAGAACAUUCUUAUAGCCACAGGUUCAGAAGUCACUCUUUUUCCUGGAAUUAUGAUUGAUGAAGAUACAGUAGUGUCAUCUACAGGUGCUUUGUCUUUAAAAAAAGUUCCAGAAAAGAUGGUUGUCAUUGGUGCAGGAGUAAUAGGUGUAGAAUCAGGCUCAGUUUGGCAAAGACUUGGUGCAGACGUGACAGCAGUUGAGUUUUUGGGUCAUGUUGGUGGAAUUGGAAUUGAUAUGGAGAUACUUAAAAACUUUCAACGCAUCCUUCAAAAACAAGGAUUUAGAUUUAAAUUGAAUACCAAAGUUACUGGUGCUACUAAGAAGUCAGAUGGAAAAAUUGAUGUUUCUACUGAAGCUGCUUCUGGUGGUAAAGCUGAAGUUAUCACUUGUGAUGUACUCCUGGUUUGCAUUGGCCGACGACCCUUUACUAAGAAUUUGGGACUAGAGGAGCUUGGAAUUGAGCUGGAUCCUAGAGGUAGAAUUCCAGUAAAUACCAGAUUCCAAACUAAAAUUCCAAAUAUCUAUGCAAUCGGCAAUGUGAUUGCUGGUCCAAUGCUGGCUCACAAAGCAGAGGAUGAAGGCAUUAUCUGUGUUGAAGGGAUGGCUGGUGGUGCUGUGCACAUUGACUACAAUUGUGUAUCAUUGGUGAUUUACAAACACCCUGAAGUUGCUUGGGCUGGCAAAUCAGAAGAGCAGUUGAAAGAAGAGGGUAUUGAGUACAAAGUUGGGAAAUUCCCAUUUGCUGCUAACAGCAGAGCUAAGACAAAUGCUGACACAGAUGGCAUGGUGAAGAUGCUUGGGCAGAAAUCAACAGACAGAGUAUUGGGAGCACAUAUUCUAAGACCAGGUACUGGUGAAAUGAUAAAUGAAGCUGCUCUUGCACUGGAAUAUGGAGCAUCCUGUGAAGAUAUAGCUAGAGUCUGUCAUGCACAUCUGACCUUAUCAGAAGCUUUUAGAGAAGCAAACCUGGCUGCAUCAUUUGGCAAAUCGAUCAACUUUUAAAUUAGAAGAUUAUAUUUUUCUGAAAUUUCCUGGGAGCUUUU
Mesoplodon densirostris (Blainville's beaked whale) is the source of this 1530-nucleotide messenger RNA. RefSeq names its product dihydrolipoyl dehydrogenase, mitochondrial-like. Lineage: Eukaryota; Metazoa; Chordata; Mammalia; Artiodactyla; Ziphiidae. Gene Ontology annotation, cellular component: oxoglutarate dehydrogenase complex; mitochondrion. The transcript has a single exon. The record is from RefSeq and is a predicted model, not a curated record. Gene Ontology annotation, molecular function: flavin adenine dinucleotide binding; dihydrolipoyl dehydrogenase (NADH) activity. The coding region runs from base 257 to 1489 and encodes 410 amino acids.